Parnassius apollo (apollo) is the source of this 1869-nucleotide messenger RNA. The record is from the annotation of a GenBank genome assembly. NCBI's taxonomy places the organism in Eukaryota, Metazoa, Arthropoda, Insecta, Lepidoptera, Papilionidae.
AUGGACAUCCAAUUCAUAUUAGACCCUUUUGCGUGCGCAGUAUAUAUUGUUGACUAUAUUAACAAGGCUGACCGAGGGAUGUCUCGUCUUUUGCGUGAAGCUUUGGACGAAGCUAAAAAAGGAAAUAAAAGUGUUAAAGACUCAUUAAGAAUAGUAUCUAAUGUAUUCUUAAAUUCUAGUGAGAUCUCUGCUCAAGAGGCAAUUUAUGUACUGACUGGUUUACCACUGUCACGAGCUAGUGAAGCUGCAAUGUACAUAAACACUAGUUUGCCACAAGAGCGAGUGCAUAUUUUAAAAAGUUACCUUGAUUUGCAAAGCCUCGAACCUGAUUCUUCCGAUAUAUUCCAAAAGGGUAUUAUUGAUUAUUAUUCAAAACGACCACUAUCGUUAGAAAACAUAAGUCUUUCCCAUUUUGUAGCAUAUUACACCUAUUCCAAAAAAACUCAUUCAGCUAGUUCAAUAGAAACUCUCAAUGACAGUUCUCAAGCAAUUAAUUAUUCCCAGGCUGUUGAAGAAGUUGAAGCGGAAGGGAAUUGGAUUCCUUUGCAAGAUAAUUUAGGAUACAUACGGAAAAGAACUAAAACUCGAGUAAUACGAUUUCGCCGGUACAGUUACAUUGAUGAUCCAGACAAUUUCUAUAGGGAACAGAUAAUGCUAUACAUCCCUUGGCGAAGCGAGGAGGAAGAAUUACUAAAUCCCAACAUAAAUAUAAAGGACAUAUUUGACGAGUAUAAAGAAAGAAUAAAGGCCGAAAGUAAACAAUUCAAUAAACUAGGUGAUGCUGAAAUGUUUGAAACAUUGCUAACAGAAAUAAGAAAUGUAGAAUUAAUAAACGAAGAAGAAGAUUUGCAAGGAAGAGGAGUCAACGUGGAUGUAUUUGAAGGCUUUGAAUUUGAGACGCAAACAGUAGAUAUAGCAGAAGAACUCAUUCCAGGCGGUAAUCCCGGGCCGCAAUUGUGUGGUGACCCCUCAACUUUCAUUGCGCAACCACCUGUCUUGUCCCAUGACGAUUUUUUGAUUCUUACUAGAAAACUAAAUGAUGCUCAAAGAGACACGUUGUUUCAUAUUUAUCAACACUUUUCCAUUACUUCUCCACAUCCACUAUAUUUAUUUAUCAGUGGUGGGGCUGGCGUUGGCAAAAGUAUUCUGAUUAAAGCAAUUUAUCAAUGCCUAACUCUCUUAUUUAACAGAGAAGCUGGUAGUAAUCCCGAUGAAUUAAAAAUACUUUUAACAGCUUUUACCGGUAAAGCUGCAUUCGGAAUAGGAGGGCAAACAAUCCAUAGCGCACUUGGACUUCCAGUGUCUCAAGCGGGCAAUAUUUUACCAGAGCUGUCACCAAGUGUGGCCAAUACUCUGGCCACAAAACUAGCAAAACUACGUUUAAUUGUAAUUGAUGAAAUUUCAAUGCUAGGAUCCAGGACAUUCCAUCAAAUAAAUCGUAGACUUCAGCAAAUAUUUCAUUCUUCUACCUUCUUUUCUGGAAUUUCAGUGAUAGUAGUUGGAGACUUCAGACAAUUACCACCUGUUGGCGACAACUGGGUGUUUCAAGCUAAUUCUCGAAAUCCUUUAGCAGAAAUAGCAGGUACGCCGCUUUGGGAUUUAUUUGUACUGACAGAGCUUAAAGAAAUAAUGCGUCAAAGGGAUGAUGUUGCCUUUGCCACGGCAUUAAAUAAUAUGGCUAGUGGAUGUAUGUCACCUGAAGAUGUCAAUUUAAUUGAAGGUCGGUGCUUUAGUAAAUCAUCACUUCCAGACACGUGUAAGGGCGCAGUUCAUCUAUUCAGCAGUAACCGAGAAGUUGAUGGGCAUAAUUCUAAAAUACUCUCAAAUAUGACUACCGAAGGAGCGAUUCCCGGGCUGUGGAUAGAGUAA